Molecule: messenger RNA, 420 nt
Organism: Pollicipes pollicipes
Lineage: Eukaryota; Metazoa; Arthropoda; Thecostraca; Pollicipedomorpha; Pollicipedidae
Product: cuticle protein 7-like
Exons: 2
Cellular component (GO): extracellular matrix
Source: RefSeq, a predicted model, not a curated record
GCCUUCGACUACUCGGUCAACGACUACGAGUCGGGCUCCAAGUUCGCCGCCAACGAGAACAGCGACGGCAAGCAGACGUCCGGCUACUACACGGUGGCCCUGCCCGACGGCCGCGUCCAGACGGUCAAGUACACGGUCGACGACUACGCUGGCUACAACGCUGAGGUCACGUACGAGGGCGAGGCCCAGUAUCCCGAGGAGCUCGAGUACAAGGCCGCCCCUGCUCCCGUCUACAAGGCUGCUCCCGUCUACAAGCCCGCUCCCGUGGGCGAGGCCCAGUAUCCCGAGGAGCUCGAGUACAAGGCCGCCCCUGCUCCCGUCUACAAGGCCGCUCCCGUCCACAAGCCCGAUCCCGUGUACCAGGAGCCCGAGCAGGAGCCCAUCUACGCUUACCGUCCUGUCCGGAAGUACAGCAACUAA